Molecule: messenger RNA, 1761 nt
Organism: Gadus chalcogrammus (walleye pollock)
Lineage: Eukaryota; Metazoa; Chordata; Actinopteri; Gadiformes; Gadidae
Product: protein FAM110A
Exons: 1
Coding region: 7-1761 (584 amino acids)
Source: RefSeq, a predicted model, not a curated record
UGCACAAUGCCGGUGGAGACCCUGUUCCCGUCGUCGGGGGGCAUGUCCUCCAUGCCCUUCCGCCUCCUCAACAAAGGCCCCGCCUACUUCCGGCGCCCGCUGGCGGAGCCCGGCUCGCGGCGCCUGAGCGCCGUGGAGCGGCUGGAGGCGGACAAGGCCAAGUACGUCAAGAGCCAGCAGGUGGUCCUGACGCGGCAGGCGCCCGUCAAGCCCCCGCACUGCGGCUCCGCCCCCAACAACACCACCACCGCCGGCGACUCCCCCAAGACCCCCAUCAUCCGCAAGCCCCUGCUCACGCCCGCCAUGCGCGGCCAGAUAGCCACGCCCCCGGCCCGCAAGCUCCCACGCCGACCAAUCACGGCGGAGACGGGAGUGGGAGGAGGAGGAGGAGGGAAUGUUUGCGGGACGGGCGGGAGGAGAGGCCCCGCCCUCAACCUGGAGAUCCUCAACAACCUCAUCAACAACGUCAGCGACGUCGGCCACGCGCCCGUCACCGCCGUCCCCACCUGCCGCUCCUCCCUCCCCUCCUGCUCCUCGUCCUCCUCCGCCUCGUCCUCCUCCUCGCCCUCCCCGUCGGGCUCCUCCCCCUCCCCGUCAGGCUCCUCCCCCUCGUCGGGCACCAAGAGCAUCGGCAGCAGCCUGUCAGCGGAGCCCCACCUCCUGCUGCUCAACAACCUCAAGGCCAUCAACACCACCUCCUCCUCCAAGCCCCUCAACACCACCUCCUCCUCCACCUCCUCCUCCAAGCCCCUCAACACCACCUCCUCCUCCACCUCCUCCUCCAAGCCCCUGCUCAACAACCUCAAGGCCAUCAACACCACCUCCUCCUCCACCUCCUCCUCCAAGCCCCUCAACACCUCCUCCUCCACCUCCUCCUCCAAGCCCCUCAACACCUCCUCCUCCACCUCCUCCUCCAAGCCCCUCAACACCACCUCCUCCUCCACCUCCUCCUCCAAGCCCCUCAACACCUCCUCCUCCCUCUCCUCCUCCUCCACCUCCUCCCCGCUCGACAACAGGAACAACGACAGCCAGCAGCCCCCCCCCGUCCCGGUGCGGGCCCCCCGCGUGGCGACCCCGCCCUACCCCCACCCCCACCCCCACCCCAUGGCGGUGCGGCGCGUCGACGUGCGUCCGCCCGCCGCCCUCCGGACCUUCCCCCCCCGCCCGGCCCUCCCCCUCAAGCCCCUCCUCCUCCCCCUGCGGCAGACCGCCCAGCCCCAGGCCCCGCCCACCCUGCCGCCGCCGCCGCCCCCACCGCACCGGACGUCCUCCGCCUCCUCCUCCACCUCGCCCUCGUCCCGCCUGGGGGCCCCGCCCCCGCCCUACCCGCCGCCGUCGCCCGCCUUCACGCGGCUCUCCAACGCCAGCUCGUCGCGGAAGCCGCCGGCGCCGGCGCUGCACCGCUCCAAGUCGGACCUGAGCGACCGCUACUCGCGCGCCACGGCCGACCUGGAGCGCUUCUUCAACUACUGCGGGCUGGACCGCGGCGAGGUGGAGGCGCUGGGCGGCGUGGAGCGCUUCGGCCGCGCCAACUCCGACAUCGUGUCCGUGUCCAAGCUGCGCAGCGUCAGCACGCCCAGCUCCGAGUGCGAGGGCGAGGGCGGGGGCGAGGGGGGUGGCGGUGGCGGCGGCGGGGAGGGGCCGGGCGUGGAGCGGGCGCCGUACGGGAUCUCGGUGAUCGAGAGGAACGCCCGCGUCAUCAAGUGGCUCUACGGCAUCCGCCAGGCCCGGGACGCGGCACACGCCGUCUCCAACGUGUAG